This is a messenger RNA of Myripristis murdjan (pinecone soldierfish), 5640 nucleotides long. It is a transcript of the gene col4a2, whose product is annotated as collagen, type IV, alpha 2. Gene Ontology annotation, molecular function: extracellular matrix structural constituent. Lineage: Eukaryota; Metazoa; Chordata; Actinopteri; Holocentriformes; Holocentridae. The transcript is spliced from 49 exons. Gene Ontology annotation, cellular component: collagen trimer. The record is from RefSeq and is a predicted model, not a curated record. The coding region runs from base 485 to 5503 and encodes 1672 amino acids.
UCGAGCGCUUCUUGUCCUCUCUCUUCAAGUAAUACCCAGGUGAUCAACAGAGCAUAAGCAGCACGUUUGGCUGCAUCUUUGUCCGAGACGUUGUGAGGUUCUGAUCAAUGUAACAUGGUCUUGUUUCUCCUGCACCACACCCCCCUCCCGAAACGACCACCCUCGCCCAUGCACACGGACACAACCCUGCUGUUACAAACACUUUGACUUUUCUCGGUAAGGAGCGGGACUACUCUGUACACUUUGGUAGUUUUGCGCCAAUGCUUUAGGAGAUUUUGGUGCACCGGCGACGGGGGUACCUGUUCUGAAACUUUCCAGCCCGGGAACCGCCGCGGCUCUGUCCCGGUCAUAACUAUCCCGCACCAUCCUGCCACCGCAGCCCAUCCUGGAGUGAGUGCCGGACUGACAUGCAGUAGAGCUGUCUCUACAACCAAGGAAACAGCGGCGUGUAGGGACGAAGUUUGCGGUCCUCCUGAGUGGGACCAUGCAGGCUCAGCACAGCAGAGAACUGGGGAAUCUAAGGCUGCUGCUGGUGUGCCUCUUCCUUGCCGUCCUUGCCUCAGGGGUGCAAGCAGGAGGAAAGAAGCACAGUGGCCCCUGUGGAGGAAGAGACUGCAGCGGAGGCUGUAAAUGUUUCCCAGAGAAGGGUGCCAGGGGCCAGCCUGGGCCUCUUGGCCCCCAGGGGCCUCAGGGGCCACCAGGAAGACCAGGGGAACUGGGCAUCCAAGGGCCCAAGGGUGAGAGAGGUGACCGUGGCCGUGGAGGCUUCACUGGUCCUAAGGGAGCAGUGGGAAUGACCGGCGUUCCGGGGUUUUCUGGAGCAGAUGGUAUUCCUGGCCACCCAGGCCAGGCUGGGCCCAGAGGGAGGCCAGGAGCAGAUGGCUGCAACGGGACGCAAGGAGACCCCGGAUCAGCAGGACGACCCGGCUAUGACGGCUCGCCUGGUUUUCCUGGUGAUCAAGGCAGGAAGGGAGAGAAGGGAGAGUCUCUGGAGCUGAGUGUGUACAUGGAGCGUUUCAGGGGAGAUCCAGGUUCAUCGGGGUACCCUGGAGUAUAUGGGCCACAAGGACCCCCAGGAUGGCCGGGUAACAGAGGCAUUCCAGGGCCGAAGGGUCCCCCUGGGCCUCCAGGUCCCCCUGGACCAAAGGGCACCAUGACCAAAGUGCUGAAGGGUGUCAAAGGAGAACGAGGUGAAGCUGGAGAGCCAGGGGCUCCAGGAAACUCAACCCACCCCCACACAUUGCCCCCUUAUGGGCCACAGGGAUCAAAAGGAGAGAAGGGGGAGAAAGGAGAAGCAGGAGAUCUGGCUGACAACAAAGGGGAAGCUGGUGUGAUGGGAUUUCCAGGACCACGGGGUGCACCUGGUCAAGAUGGGCAGUUUGGACAGAGGGGGGAUACAGGUGAACGAGGACCAACUGGCAGACAAGGUCCUAAGGGAGUCAGAGGAGACCCUGGAGAGUUGAUUGUAACAGGACGUCCCCCAUGGGCUCCAGAUGGUGGUCUUCCUGGUCCCCCUGGUGAUCCGGGUCCACAGGGAGAGAGGGGCCCGGUGGGAGAUAAAGGUUUCCACGGGCCCCCAGGAAGUCCUGCUACUGAAUCUCAGCAACUAGUGUGGGAUUUUGCAGGACCGUUUGGCAUAAAAGGGGAGGCAGGAGAGAAGGGCCUUCCAGGUGAGCCAGGAAUCCCUGCCAUCACUGCCGGACCUCCCGGCCGCGACGGCCUCCCAGGAAUCAGUGGCCCUCCAGGACCCAAAGGAUCAUGGGCAGAGUUGUUCAAGGGGGCUCCAGGCGACAGAGGAAGGCCAGGCAAUGCAGGCUUUAAAGGACAGAAAGGUGACCAUGGGCUCUGUGAGUGUACCACUAUAAACCCUCAGUCAGGCCCACCUGGCCCUGCUGGUGCCCGAGGUGAUGUUGGGAUGACGGGGGAGUUUGGUCAGCAGGGCGACUCAGGAGAUCCAGGACUCCAAGGUCCCAAUGGAUUACCUGGAUUUCCUGGUCCUCACGGUUUGCAAGGCUCAAAAGGCAGAAAAGGUGACCUCACUGUGGCCAAAGAGAAAGGAUAUCCUGGUGACCAAGGGGAUGCUGGGUCACCUGGUGUGCCUGGAGCUAAGGGGGCUCCAGGUCCAAGUGGGCUCUCUGGCUUCCCUGGCAGUCGUGGUCUUCAGGGUGAAGGCCCUGUGGGAGAACCUGGAUUGAAGGGCUACCCCGGUAGGCCUGGUCGACCGGGUGUACCUGGAGAGAGGGGAGAGGAAGGACAGAUCAUUGGGGGCACCAAAGGCCAGCCUGGCUUACCUGGUGAUGACGGUCUAGCAGGCUAUGAUGGGGUCCCUGGACCCGCCGGCAGCCCAGGAGGCUGUAGUCCAAGAAGAGAUGGAGGACAGUGGGAUGUAACAGGCCCUUGUGAAGCUGUGCCAGGACCUCCAGGGUUGCCUGGACCUCCAGGACCCAGUGGAUUACCAGGUUUCCCAGGCCCCAAAGGUGAAAAAGGACCAGAGGGUCUUAGUGGAGCAGAGGGAGAGAAAGGAGAGAGAGGAGAUCAAGGCAUAGGUGGCCGCGUGGGACCGCCAGGUUUUGCUGGCCCUCGUGGAGACUUUGGUCUGCCUGGUACGAAGGGUGUAGUAGGAAACCCUGGCUUGCCGGGUGUGGUUGGUCGUGACGGGAUACAAGGUGAGCAGGGUCUUCAUGGAGAUAUCUUAGGAGCAUCACCUGGACUCCCUGGCAACCAAGGACAGCCAGGUUUUCAGGGAAGUAAAGGCUCACCCGGAGAACAAGGAGAACCAGGCUAUCCAGGAAUGCCUGGCAUGCCUGGCAUGAUAGGUGUCAAGGGUGAGAACGGCCCUGCAGGCCUUCAGGGGGAGGAAGGGAGACCUGGGCCACCUGGCACAUAUGGCUACCCUGGUUUGCGUGGUAAAACAGGCUUACCUGGGCCACCUGGGGGCCCUGGACAGCCAGGCAUCACUGGCGAGAGGGGAAGUGAGGGCGACCCAGGACCUCCAGGUCCAAUUGGACUGAAGGGGACUGUAGGGACUUUUGGUAGUGAUGGUCCUUUAGGAGAGCAAGGUCCACCAGGGGACCCAGGAGUGCCUGGGCCAGAUGGAUUUCCAGGACUUCCAGGACUAAAGGGUAGCAAGGGUACCUCCGGCAUGUCAGGUUUUCAGGGGCGCUUUGGUGAUCCAGGAGUGGCAGGCUUUGCCGGGCCAAAAGGAGAAUCUGGAGUGAUGGGUGAAACUGGCCUGAAAGGGCAAAGGGGCCUGAAUGGGGAGAAGGGUGAACGUGGUUUGACCGGGCCGUCAGGAAAGACGCCUCAUAUCCCUCGCCAGAUAAUUGCUGACAUGAAGGGACUCAAGGGAGACCAUGGAUGGUUAGGGGAACAAGGUUUCACUGGUCCCAGAGGUGCUAAGGGUAUGCCUGGUAUACCUGGGCAUGAGGGAACUCAUGGUCUUCCUGGAGAUCCCAGCCACGAGAAGGGCACCCAAGGAACAUCAGGUGCACAAGGACUUCCAGGGACAAAAGGAAUGCCGGGAAUUACCGGAAAUCGUGGCAUUAGCGGCUUUCAAGGAAUGUUUGGCAACAAGGGAACAAAAGGAAGCCCUGGUGCCUAUGGUGCUACAGGAGAGACAGGACACAAGGGAGCCAAAGGAGAAGCAGGUCCUCGUAUAGACAUCCCAGGAACUACAGGGCUGAGAGGGGAACUUGGUUUCCCUGGGCAGUCGGGCCAGAAAGGGGUCAUCGGACAGUCUGGGGACAGAGGAAGCCCUGGUUUCCAUGGUAUUGGGGGGAUGAAGGGAACAGCAGGUAAUCCUGGUGAAAGCGGACAUUCAGGCUCAGAUGGACAGAGGGGAUCUCCUGGUACCCAAGGUCAAAAGGGCUUUCCUGGGAUUCCUGGAAAUGCCGGUUCCCCGGGCUCACCUGGCUUCCUAGGGGAGAAAGGUUUCCCCGGCCUGAAAGGCCUUUACGGAUUACAUGGACUGAAGGGUCAAAAGGGUAUCACUGGAGUUCCAGGUGUGGAUAGCUAUGGACCAGAUGGAGAGCCGGGAUCCAAAGGAGAGAGGGGAGAGAGCGGCAUCCCCAACUUUGAGGCUGGUACUCCAGGCACAGUGGGUUUGAAAGGCUUCCAGGGACCUCAAGGUGACCAGGGCCAACCAGGAUCUCCAGGGUUCCAAGGGCCCCAAGGACCAGAGGGGACCUCAGACACACCUGGACCCAGAGGGGACAUUGGUUUCCCUGGACCCAAAGGAUAUGCAGGUUUCCCUGGUGCCAGAGGACGUCCAGGUUUUGAGGCACCCGCUGGAGAAAAGGGUAUUGCUGGACAAUAUGGAUUCCCUGGAUUCCCUGGUAGACAAGGAUUCAAAGGAGAUCAAGGCCCACUAGGAUACAGGGGACCUGGUGGUGUGUCUGGGAAGAAAGGUGUGAAAGGAGAGCAAGGGAUGAUGGGAGUUCCUGGAAGGUCUGGUGUGCAUGGAGAGAGAGGACCAGUUGGUCCAAAAGGAAACACUGGACUCCCAGGUAAUCGUGGGCUAGGAGGUGACCAGGGUCCACCCCCACUCCCCCUCAGGCUUCCUGGAGAGAGAGGCCCUCCGGGACCACAUGGGAUCCGAGGACCUGAGGGGAUCAAAGGCCGGCCAGGGCCGCAAGGAUACUCUGGGGAUACAGGUUUCGUGGGACCCAAAGGACAUAAGGGCAUGCCUGGAAUUGGUGGCACACCAGGUAUCCCUGGAUUCCGGGGAGAGGCUGGACAAAUGGGCCACCCUGGUCUGCAGGGCAUGGAAGGUCGCCGUGGUAGCCCUGGUAUCCCUGGGUUACCUGGUAUGCCUGGCCGAAGCAUCAGUGUGGGUUACCUGCUGGUGAAGCACAGCCAGUCACAGCAGACCCCCAUGUGUCCUGUGGGCAUGUCUAAACUGUGGGAUGGGUACAGUCUGCUGUACUUUGAGGGUCAGGAGAAGGCCCACAACCAGGACCUCGGACUGGCUGGUUCCUGCCUUCCGCGGUUCAACACCAUGCCCUUCCUGUACUGCAACCCUGGAGAUAUAUGCUACUAUGCCAGCAGAAAUGAUAAGUCUUACUGGCUGUCAACAACUGCACCUCUUCCUAUGAUGCCUGUGGAGGAGGCAGACAUCAAACCGUACAUCAGCCGCUGCUCAGUGUGCGAGGCUCCGUCUGUUGCCAUAGCAGUCCACAGUCAGGACAUCACCAUCCCACAGUGCCCCGCGGGCUGGCGCAGCCUGUGGAUUGGCUACUCCUUCCUCAUGCACACAGCAGCAGGGGAUGAAGGGGGAGGUCAGUCCCUGUCAUCGCCUGGCUCCUGCCUGGAAGACUUCCGUACAACACCUUUUAUUGAGUGUAACGGCGCCAAAGGCUCUUGCCACUAUUUUGCUAACAAACACAGCUUCUGGCUAACCUCCAUAGAUCAUUCGUUCCAGAGUAAGCCGGCAGCAGAGACCCUAAAAGCGGGCCAGCUCCUGUCACGCAUCAGCCGUUGCCAGGUCUGCAUGAAGAACCUGUGAGCGGCGCUUCCCAGCUCACCUUGGACUCUGUGUUUUCAGUAUCGCCAACAGGAAGUUGUUCCACUGAAAGUUAUCUAGUGUCAUCCUUACCUGUCCAUGUGCUAAACCCAUGAAACAGGAGCUGAAAAGCUAACCUC